Messenger RNA from Penicillium brevicompactum, 1668 nucleotides. Its product is annotated as guanosine diphosphatase. Gene Ontology annotation, biological process: protein N-linked glycosylation; nucleoside diphosphate catabolic process. The transcript is spliced from 3 exons. The coding region runs from base 1 to 1668 and encodes 555 amino acids. Gene Ontology annotation, cellular component: Golgi apparatus; membrane. Gene Ontology annotation, molecular function: GDP phosphatase activity; UDP phosphatase activity. The record is from RefSeq and is a predicted model, not a curated record. NCBI's taxonomy places the organism in Eukaryota, Fungi, Ascomycota, Eurotiomycetes, Eurotiales, Aspergillaceae.
AUGUCGACUGGAGUCGACAAUCUAUCCCACGAAAGCAAACCUGACGAUUUAGCAUCGGCCGCUCGCCAUCGAUCAUUUUCGCGGAGCAACGGAUCCGCUCUUUCACAAUCAACCGACCCCGGUCGAAUCUCCGACAAACAGCCCGCCAACAUGGCACAGACCCAGAGAACGCGAUAUGUGAAGACGGGGGCGAUCAUUGUCUUCGUCUUUAUGGUUUUGAUGUGGCUCUCACCCUCUAAGCCUGCUGUCUCAAGUUUCAACCAAGAGAAACCCCCCUCAGGCAGUGGUGUCGCGACUUCGCAGAAAUGCACCAAGCCAUUCGAUUCCUCCAAGCCUCUUAUCCAAUAUGCUCUCAUGAUCGAUGCCGGAAGUACCGGUUCUCGCAUCCACGUCUACCGGUUCAACAACUGCGGCUCCACCCCCGAACUCGAGAAUGAGGUCUUCGAACAAACCAAGCCCAAGGAAGGUGGCUCCGGUCUUAGCUCUUUCAAGGAAGAUGCUGAGGGUGCGGCUCAGAGUCUUGAUCCUCUCAUGGAAGUUGCUCUUAAGUCGGUCCCCGAGGAGUAUCGGUCAUGCUCCCCAGUUGCACUCAAGGCCACUGCCGGACUCCGUCUUCUGGGCCCUGAAAUGAGCGACAAGAUCUUGACUGCAGUGAGACACCGCCUGGAAACUGUCUAUCCCUUCCCUGUUGUCUCUAAGGAGAAGGGUGGUGUCCAGAUUAUGGACGGUUCUGACGAGGGUGUCUAUGCUUGGAUCACCACCAAUUACCUUUUGGGUAAGAUCGGUGGCCCUGAUGAGACUCCUACCGCUGCUGUCUUCGACCUUGGUGGUGGUUCCACUCAGAUCGUCUUCCAGCCUACAUUUGAGAAGAGCAAGGCUGGCGGUAUGCCCGAGCAUCUCGCCGCUGGCGAUCACAAGUAUGAUCUCAAGUUCGGUGGACGCGAAUUCGAGCUCUACCAGCACUCCCACCUCGGCUACGGACUUAUGUCUGCUCGCGAGGCCAUGAACACCGUCGUCGUGGAGAACAUGCUUGCCCACAGCCCUAAGGACCUCGAAUGGGUCAAGCAGCCCAUCCAAAACCCUUGCAUUGGCCCUGGAAUGAAGAAAGACGUCACUCUCAAGUUCCCCGCGGAUCACCCUCUGGGUCCUAGCGUCAAGGUCCAGAUGGUCGGUCCCAAGGACCAGUCCAUGGCUCCCCAGUGUCGCGCUAUCGCUGAGAAGAUUCUGAAGAAGAGCGGAGAGUGCAAGCUCGCCCCCUGCUCCUUCAACGGAGUCCACCAGCCUUCUCUCGCCAAGACAUUCGCCAAAGAAGACGUUUACAUUUUCUCUUACUUCUUUGACCGUACCGCUCCUCUCGGCAUGCCCGAGUCCUUCACCCUAGAUGAGCUUCACCAGCUGACUUCUACCGUCUGCGCUGGCGAGAGUCAAUGGAAGGCCUUCGAGGGGGUUGAGAACGCGCUUGAGGAACUGCGCGAUCGUCCUGAGUGGUGUAUGGAUCUGAGCUUCAUGGUGGGUCUGUUGCACACUGGUUACGAAAUGCCUCUGUCCCGUGAAGUGAAGAUCGCCAAGAAGAUCAAGAACAACGAGCUUGGCUGGUGCCUCGGUGCUAGUUUGCCCCUCCUGAGCCAGGAAUCUGGCUGGACUUGCCGUAUCAAGCAAGUCGCCUAA